Messenger RNA from Neoarius graeffei (lesser salmon catfish), 15931 nucleotides. RefSeq lists its product as uncharacterized. Bases 76 to 15363 code for a protein of 5095 amino acids. Gene Ontology annotation, molecular function: carbohydrate binding. The transcript is spliced from 119 exons. NCBI's taxonomy places the organism in Eukaryota, Metazoa, Chordata, Actinopteri, Siluriformes, Ariidae. The record is from RefSeq and is a predicted model, not a curated record.
CAGACACUAAUUCUGUUCUCACAGAAUUUGCCUAGUGUGUGCAUCUUCUCUUCUCUUCUCUUGCUUUUUGCCAGCAUGAGCUGUCAGGGAAGAGGACAAGGAAGAAGAAGGGGUCGUCGUGACCAUAGCAAGAGCCCUCCCAGGAGAGGGGGUAGUCGUGACCAUAGCGAGAGCCCUCCCAGGAGAGGGGGUCGUCGUGACCAGAGCAAGAGCCCUCCCAGGAGAGGUAGUCGUGAGAGUAGCGAGAGUCCUCCCAGGAGAGGGGGUCGUCGUGACCAGAGCAAGAGCCCUCCCAGAAGAGGGGGUCAUCGUGACCAGAGCAAGAGCCCUCCCAGGAGAGGGGAUCGUCGUGACCAGAGCAAGAGCCCUCCCAGGAGAUGGGGUUGUCGUGGCCAAAGCCCUCCCGAAAGGCCGUUUUUUCAGGGAGGAUGGCCAGGAUUGCCAUGUACAGGGCAAAUGAAAAUCGGCAUGGGAGUUUCAUUUCAAACCAGCGGAACCAUCCCAUCUGAGGUUUCAAAUCCAGUUAUCCAACCUCCCAUUCCUUAUGUUGGAACAAUAGAUGGAGGUAUAAGACCAGGAAUGCGACUGCAUGUCGAAGGGAUUGUCCCUCUUCAUGCCAAACAAUUUCAAAUAAAUUUCAAAACAGGAGAAAAAGAUGCUGAUGACGUCGCUUUUCAUUUCAACCCCCGGAUUGGUCUUUACGUCUACAUGAACAUCUUCAGAAAUGGGAGAUGGCAGAAGGAGGAAUUACGUCCCGGAAACUUUGAGAUGGGGGCACCCUUUAAAUUGCUGUUUCUCAUCCAUAAGGAUUUCUAUGAGGUCCAUCUGAAUGGAGUGCUUUUCUACAAGUUCAGUCACCGCAUUCCUUUAAACAAAGUUACUACACUUGCAAUGUCAGGAGAUGUUUUAAUAAUGUGGUUCGGAUUUGAAAAAUGGACACAGCCUUCAUUCAAAAACAGCAAACUGAUACUGAUGGGAAUCGGAAGCACAACAUUCAUCCCAUUAGAGGUUUCUGAUCUGAUCACCAAUCCAGCACUUCCAUAUGUGGCUGCAAUCCCAGGAUGGCUAAAACAAGACAUAGCUUUUGUUUUCCAAGGGAUUGCUCCUGAAGAUAAUAAUCGCUUUGAGAUAAAUUUCAAAACGGGGCCAUCUGAUGGUGAUGACAUCGCUUUUCACUACAACCCUCGCAUUGGUAGUAUUACUGCCCUGAACAGCUUCAGAAACAGAAGCUGGGAGCUGCAGAUAGACGCACCUGUUAAACCCUUCACCAGUGGAGGAGCCUUCAUAAUUCUCAUCGUCAUCAACUCUCAGGGCUAUGAGGUCUAUGUGAACGGCUUUAAACAUUGCACAUUCAAGCACCGCAUUCCUCUCGAGAAAGUUUCUACAGUUCACGUUGGUGGAAAAGUUUCCCUCCUCCUCUGUGGUUUUAUUGCUAGCUGGAGUACCACUUUAUCCUAUAAGGAACUAAAGAAAAUCACAAGCACACAGACCACAACCUCGAGUUUGACAUGCUUACCUUUCGACAUUUCAAAUCCAAUCAGUAUGCCUGAACUUCCAUAUGUUGGCAAAAUCCCAGGAGGGUUAAAACAAGACAUGGCUGUAUUCUUACAGGGGACUGUUCAUGGAGACGCAAAGAGCUUUGCAAUUAAUUUCAAAACGGGCCCAUCUGACGGUGAUGACAUCGCAUUUCACUUCAACCCUCGCUUUGGUAGUAUAACAGCCCUGAACAGCUUCAGAAACGGAAGCUGGGAGACGGAGGAAAACGCACCUGAUGAACCCUUCACCACGGGAGGAGCCUUCCAAAUUUUUAUUGCCAUCAAUUCAAAUGGCUAUGAGGUCUACGUGAACGGUUUAAAACAUUGCACCUUCAAGCACCGGAUUCCUCUCGACAAAGUUUCAGCACUUAGUGUUAAUGGAGACAUUUCCCUCCUCCUAUGCGGUUUUAUUCAGAAAUGGAUGUGUCCUUCUUUGUUCGUGAAAGAGAAGAAAUUUAUACUGAUGGGAAGUGGAAGCUCAACAUUUAUCCCAUUAGAGGUUUCUGAUCCAGUCAGCAACCCAGCACUUCCAUAUGUGGCUGCAAUCCCAGGAGCCCUAAAACAAGACAUAGCUUUCGUUUUCCAAGGGAUUGCUCCUGAAAAUAAUAAUCGCUUUGCGAUAAAUUUCAAAAUGGGGCCAUCUGAUGGUGAUGUCAUCGCUUUUCACUACAACCCUCGCAUUGGUAGUAUUACUGCCUUGAACAGCUUCAGAAACGGAAGCUGGGAGCUGCAGAUAGACGCACCUAUUAAACCCUUCACCAGAAGAGGAGCCUUCAUAAUUCUCAUCGUCAUCAACUCUCAGGGCUAUGAUGUCUAUGUGAACGGCUUUAAACAUUGCACAUUCAAGCACCGCAUUCCUCUCGAGAAAGUUUCUACAGUUCACGUUGGUGGAAAAGUUUCCCUCCUCCUCUGUGGUUUUAUUGCUAGCUGGAGUACCACUUCUUCCUAUAAGGAACUAAAGAAAAUCACAAGCACACAGACCACAACCUCGAGUUUGACAUGCUUACCUUUCAACAUUUCACAUCCAAUCAGUAUGCCUGAACUUCCAUAUGUCGGCAAAAUCCCAGGAGGGUUAAAACAAGACAUGGCUGUAUUCUUACAGGGGACUGUUCAUGGAGACGCAAAGAGCUUUGCAAUUAAUUUCAAAACGGGCCCAUCGGACGGUGAUGACAUCGCAUUUCACUUCAACCCUCGCUUUGGUAGUAUAACAGCCCUGAACAGCUUCAGAAAUGGAAGCUGGGAGACGCAGGAAAACGCACCUGAUGAACCCUUCACCACGGGAGGAGCCUUCCAAAUUUUUAUUGCCAUCAAUUCAAAUGGCUAUGAGGUCUACGUGAACGGUUUAAAACAUUGCACCUUCAAGCACCGGAUUCCUCUCGACAAAGUUUCAGCACUUAGUGUUAAUGGAGACAUUUCCCUCCUCCUAUGUGGUUUUAUUCAGAAAUGGACGUGUCCUUCUUUGUUCGUGAAAGAGAAGAAAUUUAUACUGAUGGGAAGUGGAAGCUCAACAUUUAUCCCAUUAGAGGUUUCUGAUCCAGUCAGCAACCCAGCACUUCCAUAUGUGGCUGCAAUCCCAGGAUGGCUAAAACAAGACAUAGCUUUCGUUUUCCAAGGGAUUGCUCCUGAAGAUAAUAAUCGCUUUGAGAUAAAUUUCAAAACGGGGCCAUCUGAUGGUGAUGACAUCGCAUUUCACUACAACCCUCGCAUUGGUAGUAUUACUGCCCUGAACAGCUUCAGAAACAGAAGCUGGGAGCUGCAGAUAGACGCACCUGUUAAACCCUUCACCAGUGGAGGAGCCUUCACAAUUCUCAUAGUCAUCAACUCUCAGGGCUAUGAGGUCUAUGUGAACGGCUUUAAACAUUGCACAUUCAAGCACCGCAUUCCUCUCGAGAAAGUUUCUACAGUUCACGUUGGUGGAAAAGUUUCCCUCCUCCUCUGUGGUUUUAUUGCUAGCUGGAGUACCACUUCAUCCUAUAAGGAACUAAAGAAAAUCCCAAGCACACAGACCUCGACCUCGAGUUUGACAUGCUUACCUUUCAACAUUUCAUAUCCAAUCAGUAUGCCUGAACUUCCAUAUGUCGGCAAAAUCCCAGGAGGGUUAAAACAAGACAUGGCUGUAUUCUUACAGGGGACUGUUCAUGGAGACGCAAAGAGCUUUGCAGUUAAUUUCAAAACGGGCCCAUCUGACGGUGAUGACAUCGCAUUUCACUUCAACCCUCGCUUUGGUAGUAUAACAGCCCUGAACAGCUUCAGAAACGGAACCUGGGAGACGGAGGAAAACGCACCUGAUGAACCCUUCACCACGGGAGAAGCCUUCCAAAUUUUUAUUGCCAUCAAUUCAAAUGGCUAUGAGGUCUACGUGAACGGUUUAAAACAUUGCACCUUCAAGCACCGGAUUCCUCUCGACAAAGUUUCAGCACUUAGUGUUAAUGGAGACAUUUCCCUCCUCAUAUACGGUUUAAUUCGGAAAUGGACGUGUCCUUCUUUGUUCUUGAAAGAGAAGAAAUUUAUACUGAUGGGAAGUGGAAGCUCAACAUUUAUCCCAUUAGAGGUUUCUGAUCCAGUCAGCAACCCAGCACUUCCAUAUGUGGCUGCAAUCCCAGGAUGGCUAAAACAAGACAUAGCUUUUGUUUUCCAAGGGAUUGCUCCUGAAGAUAAUAAUCGCUUUGAGAUAAAUUUCAAAACGGGGCCAUCUGAUGGUGAUGACAUCGCUUUUCACUACAACCCUCGCAUUGGUAGUAUUACUGCCCUGAACAGCUUCAGAAACAGAAGCUGGGAGCUGCAGAUAGACGCACCUAUUAAACCCUUCACCAGUGGAGGAGCCUUCACAAUUCUCAUCGUCAUCAACUCUCAGGGCUAUGAGGUCUAUGUGAACGGCUUUAAACAUUGCACAUUCAAGCACCGCAUUCCUCUCGAGAAAGUUUCUACAGUUCACGUUCGUGGAAAAGUUUCCCUCCUCCUCUGUGGUUUUAUUGCUAGCUGGAGUACCACUUCAUCCUAUAAGGAACUAAAGAAAAUCACAAGCACACAGACCACAACCUCGAGUUUGACAUGCUUACCUUUCAACAUUUCAAAUCCAAUCAGUAUGCCUGAACUUCCAUAUGUCGGCAAAAUCCCAGGAGGGUUAAAACAAGACAUGGCUGUAUUCUUACAGGGGACUGUUCAUGGAGGCGCAAAGAGCUUUGCAGUUAAUUUCAAAACGGGCCCAUCUGAUGGUGAUGACAUCGCAUUUCACUUCAACCCUCGAUUUGGUAGUAUAACAGCCCUGAACAGCUUCAGAAACGGAAGCUGGGAGACGCAGGAAAACGCACCUGAUGAACCCUUCACCACGGGAGGAGCCUUCCAAAUUUUUAUUGCCAUCAAUUCAAAUGGCUAUGAGGUCUACGUGAACGGUUUAAAACAUUGCACCUUCAAGCACCGGAUUCCUCUCGACAAAGUUUCAGCACUUAGUGUUAAUGGAGACAUUUCCCUCCUCCUAUGCGGUUUUAUUCGGAAAUGGAUGUGUCCUAAUUUGUUCGUGAAAGAGAAGAAAUUUAUACUGAUGGGAAGUGGAAGCUCAACAUUUAUCCCAUUAGAGGUUUCUGAUCCAGUCAGCAACCCAGCACUUCCAUAUGUGGCUGCAAUCCCAGGAUGGCUAAAACAAGACAGAGCUUUCGUUUUCCAAGGGAUUGCUCCUGAAGAUAAUAAUCGCUUUGAGAUAAAUUUUAAAACGGGGCCAUCUGAUGGUGAUGACAUCGCUUUUCACUACAACCCUCGCAUUGGUAGUAUUACUGCCCUGAACAGCUUCAGAAACAGAAGCUGGGAGCUGCAGAUAGACGCACCUGUUAAACCCUUCACCAGUGGAGGAGCCUUCACAAUUCUCAUCAUCAUCAACUCUCAGGGCUAUGAGGUCUAUGUGAACGGCUUUAAACAUUGCACAUUCAAGCACCGCAUUCCUCUCGAGAAAGUUUCUACAGUUCACGUUGGUGGAAAAGUUUCCCUCCUCCUCUGUGGUUUUAUUGCUAGCUGGAGUACCACUUCAUCCUAUAAGGAACUAAAGAAAAUCACAAGCACACAGACCACAACCUCGAGUUUGACAUGCUUACCUUUGAACAUUUCAAAUCCAAUCAGUAUGCCUGAACUUCCAUAUGUCGGCAAAAUCCCAGGAGGGUUAAAACAAGACAUGGCUGUAUUCUUACAGGGGACUGUUCAUGGAGGCGCAAAGAGCUUUGCAAUUAAUUUCAAAACGGGCCCAUCUGACGGUGAUGACAUCGCAUUUCACUUCAACCCUCGCUUUGGUAGUAUAACAGCCCUGAACAGCUUCAGAAAUGGAAGCUGGGAGACGCAGGAAAACGCACCUGAUGAACCCUUCACCACGGGAGGAGCCUUCCAAAUUUUUAUUGCCAUCAAUUCAAAUGGCUAUGAGGUCUACGUGAACGGUUUAAAACAUUGCACCUUCAAGCACCGGAUUCCUCUCGACAAAGUUUCAGCACUUAAUGUUAAUGGAGACAUUUCCCUCCUCCUGUACGGUUUAAUUCCGAAAUGGACGUGUCCUUCUUUGUUCGUGAAAGAGAAGAAAUUUAUACUGAUGGGAAGUGGAAGCUCAACAUUUAUCCCAUUAGAGGUUUCUGAUCCAGUCAGCAACCCAGCACUUCCAUAUGUGGCUGCAAUCCCAGGAGCCCUAAAACAAGACAUAGCUUUCAUUUUCCAAGGGAUUGCUCCUGAAGAUAAUAAUCGCUUUGAGAUAAAUUUCAAAACGGGGCCAUCUGAUGGUGAUGACAUCGCUUUUCACUACAACCCUCGCAUUGGUAGUAUUACUGCCCUGAACAGCUUCAGAAACAGAAGCUGGGAGCUGCAGAUAGACGCACCUAUUAAACCCUUCACCAGUAGAGGAGCCUUCACAAUUCUCAUCGUCAUCAACUCUCAGGGCUAUGAGGUCUAUGUGAACGGCUUUAAACAUUGCACAUUCAAGCACCGCAUUCCUCUCGAGAAAGUUUCUACAGUUCACAUUGGUGGAAAAGUUUCCCUCCUCCUCUGUGGUUUUAUUGCUAGCUGGAGUACCACUUCAUCCUAUCAGGAACUAAAGAAAAUCACAAGCACACAGACCACAACCUCGAGUUUGACAUGCUUACCUUUCAACAUUUCAAAUCCAAUCAGUAUGCCUGAACUUCCAUAUGUCGGCAAAAUCCCAGGAGGGUUAAAACAAGACAUGGCUGUAUUCUUACAGGGGACUGUUCAUGGAGGCGCAAAGAGCUUUGCAAUUAAUUUCAAAACGGGCCCAUCUGAUGGUGAUGACAUCGCAUUUCACUUCAACCCUCGCUUUGGUAGUAUAACAGCCCUGAACAGCUUCAGAAACGGAAGCUGGGAGACGCAGGAAAAUGCACCUGAUGAACCCUUCACCACGGGAGGAGCCUUCCAAAUUUUUAUUGCCAUCAAUUCAAAUGGCUAUGAGGUCUACGUGAACGGUUUAAAACAUUGCACCUUCAAGCACCGGAUUCCUCUCGACAAAGUUUCAGCACUUAGUAUUAAUGGAGACAUUUCUCUCCUCCUAUACGGUUUAAUUCGGAAAUGGACGUGUCCUUCUUUGUUUGUGAAAGAGAAGAAAUUUAUACUGAUGGGAAGUGGAAGCUCAACAUUUAUCCCAUUAGAGGUUUCUGAUCCAGUCAGUAACCCAGCACUUCCAUAUGUGGCUGCAAUCCCAGGAUGGCUAAAACAAGACAUAGCUUUCAUUUUCCAAGGGAUUGCUCCUGAAGAUAAUAAUCGCUUUGUGAUAAAUUUCAAAACGGGGCCAUCUGAUGGUGAUGACAUCGCUUUUCACUACAACCCUCGCAUUGGUAGUAUUACUGCCCUGAACAGCUUCAGAAACGGAAGCUGGGAGCUGCAGAUAGACGCACCUGUUAAACCCUUCACCAGUGGAGGAGCCUUCACAAUUCUCAUCGUCAUCAACUCUCAGGGCUAUGAGGUCUAUGUGAACGGCUUUAAACAUUGCACAUUCAAGCACCGCAUUCCUCUCGAGAAAGUUUCUACAGUUCACGUUGGUGGAAAAGUUUCCCUCCUCCUCUGUGGUUUUAUUGCUAGCUGGAGUACCACUUCAUCCUAUAAGGAACUAAAGAAAAUCACAAGCACACAGACCACGACCUCGAAUUUGACAUGCUUACCUUUCAACAUUUCACAUCCAAUCAGUAUGCCUGAACUUCCAUAUGUCGGCAAAAUCCCAGGAGGGUUAAAACAAGACAUGGCUGUAUUCUUACAGGGGACUGUUCAUGGAGAUGCAAAAAGCUUUGCAAUUAAUUUCAAAACGGGCCCAUUUGACGGUGAUGACAUCGCAUUUCACUUCAACCCUCGCUUUGGUAGUAUAACAGCCCUGAACAGCUUCAGAAAUGGAAGCUGGGAGACGGAGGAAAACGCACCUGAUGAACCCUUCACCAUGGGAGAAGCCUUCCAAAUUUUUAUUGCCAUCAAUUCAAAUGGCUAUGAGGUCUAUGUGAACGGUUUAAAACAUUGCACCUUCAAGCACCGGAUUCCUCUCGACAAAGUUUCAGCACUUAAUGUUAAUGGAGGCAUUUCCCUCCUCCUAUGCGGUUUUAUUCAGAAAUGGACGUGUCCUUCUUUGUUCGUGAAAGAGAAGAAAUUUAUACUGAUGGGAAGUGGAAGCUCAACAUUUAUCCCAUUAGAGGUUUCUGAUCCAGUCAGCAACCCAGCACUUCCAUAUGUGGCUGCAAUCCCAGGAUGGCUAAAACAAGACAUAGCUUUCGUUUUCCAAGGGAUUGCUCCUGAAGAUAAUAAUCGCUUUGCGAUAAAUUUCAAAACGGGGCCAUCUGAUGGUGAUGACAUCGCUUUUCACUACAAUCCUCGCAUUGGUAGUAUUACUGCCCUGAACAGCUUCAGAAACGGAAGCUGGGAGCUGCAGAUAGACGCACCUGUUAAACCCUUCACCAGUGGAGGAGCCUUCACAAUUCUCAUCGUCAUCAACCCUCAGGGCUAUGAGGUCUAUGUGAACGGCUUUAAACAUUGCACAUUCAAGCACCGCAUUCCUCUCGAGAAAGUUUCUACAGUUCACGUUGGUGGAAAAGUUUCCCUCCUCCUCUGUGGUUUUAUUGCUAGCUGGACUACCACUUCAUCCUAUAAGGAACUAAAGAAAAUCCCAAGCACACAGAUCACAACCUCGAGUUUGACAUGCUUACCUUUCAACAUUUCACAUCCCAUCAGUAUGCCUGAACUUCCAUAUGUCGGCAAAAUCCCAGGAGGGUUAAAACAAGACAUGGCUGUAUUCUUACAGGGGACUGUUCAUGGAGACGCAAAGAGCUUUGCAAUUAAUUUCAAAACGGGCCCAUCUGACGGUGAUGACAUCGCAUUUCACUUCAACCCUCGCUUUGGUAGUAUAACAGCCCUGAAUAGCUUCAGAAACGGAACCUGGGAGACGCAGGAAAAUGCACCUGAUGAACCCUUCACCACGGGAGGAGCCUUCCAAAUUUUUAUUGCCAUCAAUUCAAAUGGCUAUGAGGUCUACGUGAACGGUUUAAAACAUUGCACCUUCAAGCACCGGAUUCCUCUCGACAAAGUUUCAGCACUUAGUGUUAAUGGAGACAUUUCCCUCCUCCUAUGUGGUUUUAUUCGGAAAUGGAUGUGUCCUUCUUUGUUCGUGAAAGAGAAGAAAUUUAUACUGAUGGGAAGUGGAAGCUCAACAUUUAUCCCAUUAGAGGUUUCUGAUCCAGUCAGCAACCCAGCACUUCCAUAUGUGGCUGCAAUCCCAGGAUGGCUAAAACAAGACAGAGCUUUCGUUUUCCAAGGGAUUGCUCCUGAAGAUAAUAAUCGCUUUGAGAUAAAUUUCAAAACGGGGCCAUCUGAUGGUGAUGACAUCGCUUUUCACUACAACCCUCGCAUUGGUAGUAUUACUGCCCUGAACAGCUUCAGAAACAGAAGCUGGGAGCUGCAGAUAGACGCACCUGUUAAACCCUUCACCAGUGGAGGAGCCUUCAUAAUUCUCAUCGUCAUCAACUCUCAGGGCUAUGAGGUCUAUGUGAACGGCUUUAAACAUUGCACAUUCAAGCACCGCAUUCCUCUCGAGAAAGUUUCUACAGUUCACGUUGGUGGAAAAGUUUCCCUCCUCCUCUGUGGUUUUAUUGCUAGCUGGAGUACCACUUCAUCCUAUAAGGAACUAAAGAAAAUCACAAGCACACAGACCACAACCUCGAGUUUGACAUGCUUACCUUUGAACAUUUCAAAUCCAAUCAGUAUGCCUGAACUUCCAUAUGUCGGCAAAAUCCCAGGAGGGUUAAAACAAGACAUGGCUGUAUUCUUACAGGGGACUGUUCAUGGAGACGCAAAGAGCUUUGCAAUUAAUUUCAAAACGGGCCCAUCUGAUGGUGAUGACAUCGCAUUUCACUUCAACCCUCGCUUUGGUAGUAUAACAGCCCUGAACAGCUUCAGAAACGGAAGCUGGGAGACGCAGGAAAAUGCACCUGAUGAACCCUUCACCACGGGAGGAGCCUUCCAAAUUUUUAUUGCCAUCAAUUCAAAUGGCUAUGAGGUCUACGUGAACGGUUUAAAACAUUGCACCUUCAAGCACCGGAUUCCUCUCGACAAAGUUUCAGCACUUAGUGUUAAUGGAGACAUUUCCCUCCUCCUAUACGGUUUAAUUCCGAUAUGGACGUGUCCUUCUUUGUUCGUGAAAGAGAAGAAAUUUAUACUGAUGGGAAGUGGAAGCUCAACAUUUAUCCCAUUAGAGGUUUCUGAUCCAGUCAGCAACCCAGCACUUCCAUAUGUCGCUGCAAUCCCAGGAUGGCUAAAACAAGACAUAGCUUUCGUUUUCCAAGGGAUUGCUCCUGAAGAUAAUAAUCGCUUUGCGAUAAAUUUCAAAACGGGGCCAUCUGAUGGUGAUGACAUCGCUUUUCACUACAACCCUCGCAUUGGUAGUAUUACUGCCCUGAACAGCUUCAGAAACGGAAGCUGGGAGCUGCAGAUAGACGCACCUGUUAAACCCUUCACCAGUGGAGGAGCCUUCACAAUUCUCAUCGUCAUCAGCUCUCAGGGCUAUGAGGUCUAUGUGAACGGCUUUAAACAUUGCACAUUCAAGCACCGCAUUCCUCUCGAGAAAGUUUCUACAGUUCACGUUGGUGGAAAAGUUUCCCUCCUCCUCUGUGGUUUUAUUGCUAGCUGGAGUACCACUUCAUCCUAUAAGGAACUAAAGAAAAUCACAAGCACACAGACCUCGACCUCGAGUUUGACAUGCUUACCUUUCAACAUUUCACAUACAAUCAGUAUGCCUGAACUUCCAUAUGUCGGCAAAAUCCCAGGAGGGUUAAAACAAGACAUGGCUGUAUUCUUACAGGGGACUGUUCAUGGAGACGCAAAGAGCUUUGCAAUUAAUUUCAAAACGGGCCCAUCUGACGGUGAUGACAUCGCAUUUCACUUCAACCCUCGCUUUGGUAGUAUAACAGCCCUGAACAGCUUCAGAAACGGAAGCUGGGAGACGGAGGAAAACGCACCUGAUGAACCCUUCACCACGGGAGGAGCCUUCCAAAUUUUUAUUGCCAUCAAUUCAAAUGGCUAUGAGGUCUACGUGAACGGUUUAAAACAUUGCACCUUCAAGCACCGGAUUCCUCUCGACAAAGUUUCAGCACUUAAUGUUAAUGGAGACAUUUCCCUCCUCCUAUACGGUUUUAUUCAGAAAUGGACGUGUCCUUCUUUGUUCGUGAAAGAGAAGAAAUUUAUACUGAUGGGAAGUGGAAGCUUAACAUUUAUCCCAUUAGAGGUUUCUGAUCCAGUCAGCAACCCAGCACUUCCAUAUGUGGCUGCAAUCCCAGGAUGGCUAAAACAAGACAUAGCUUUCGUUUUCCAAGGGAUUGCUCCUGAAGAUAAUAAUCGCUUUUCGAUAAAUUUCAAAACGGGGCCAUCUGAUGGUGAUGACAUCGCUUUUCACUACAACCCUCGCAUUGGUAGUAUUACUGCCCUGAACAGCUUCAGAAACGGAAGCUGGGAGCUGCAGAUAGACGCACCUGUUAAACCCUUCACCAGUGGAGGAGCCUUCACUGUUCUCAUCGUCAUCAACUCUCAGGGCUAUGAGGUCUAUGUGAACGGCUUUAAACAUUGCACAUUCAAUCACCGCAUUCCUCUCGAGAAAGUUUCUACAGUUCACGUUGGUGGAAAAGUUUCCCUCCUCCUCUGUGGUUUUAUUGCUAGCUGGAGUACCACUUCAUCCUAUCAGGAACUAAAGAAAAUCCCAAGCACACAGAUCACAACCUCGAGUUUGGCAUGCUUACCUUUCAACAUUUCACAUCCAAUCAGUAUGCCUGAACUUCCAUAUGUCGGCAAAAUCCCAGGAGGGUUAAAACAAGACAUGGCUGUAUUCUUACAGGGGACUGUUCAUGGAGAUGCAAAGAGCUUUGCAAUUAAUUUCAAAACGGGCCCAUCGGACGGUGAUGACAUUGCAUUUCACUUCAACCCUCGCUUUGGUAGUAUAACAGCCCUGAACAGCUUCAGAAACGGAAGCUGGGAGACGGAGGAAAACGCACCUGAUGAACCCUUCACCACGGGAGGAGCCUUCCAAAUUUUUAUUGCCAUCAAUUCAAAUGGCUAUGAGGUCUACGUGAACGGUUUAAAACAUUGCACCUUCAAGCACCGGAUUCCUCUCGACAAAGUUUCAGCACUUAGUGUUAAUGGAGACAUUUCCCUCCUCCUAUACGGUUUUAUUCGGAAAUGGACGUGUCCUUCUUUGUUCGUGAAAGAGAAGAAAUUUAUACUGACGGGAAGUGGAAGCUCAACAUUUAUCCCAUUAGAGGUUUCUGAUCCAGUCAGCAACCCAGCACUUCCAUAUGUGGCUGCAAUCCCAGGAUGGCUAAAACAAGACAUAGCUUUCGUUUUCCAAGGGAUUGCUCCUGAAGAUAAUAAUCGCUUUUCGAUAAAUUUCAAAACGGGGCCAUCUGAUGGUGAUGACAUCGCUUUUCACUACAAUCCUCGCAUUGGUAGUAUUACUGCCCUGAACAGCUUCAGAAACGGAAGCUGGGAGCUGCAGAUAGACGCACCUGUUAAACCCUUCACCAGUGGAGGAGCCUUCAUAAUUCUCAUCGUCAUCAAUUCUCAGGGCUAUGAGGUCUAUGUGAACGGCUUUAAACAUUGCACAUUCAAGCACCGCAUUCCUCUCGAGAAAGUUUCUACAGUUCACGUUGGUGGAAAAGUUUCCCUCCUCCUCUGUGGUUUUAUUGCUAGCUGGAGUACUACUUUAUCCUAUAAGGAACUAAAGAAAAUCCCAAGCACACAGACCAUAACCUCGAGUUUGACAUCUACACCCUUAGAGAUUUCACGUCCAGUCAUUAACCCUGCACUUCCAUAUGUGGCUCAAUUUCCCAGAGAGAUGCAUCAAGACAGGGCUUUAUUCUUCCAAGGCACAGUUGAGGCAGAUGCAGAAAGCUUUGAAAUAAAUUUCAAAACGGGGCUUGCUGAUGACAUCGCUUUCCACUACAAGCCUAUAAUUGGUAAUUAUACGGCCCUGAACAGCUUCAGAAAUGGAAGCUGGGAGACGGAGGAAACUGCACCUGAUACACCCUUCACCAGGGGAAAAGCCUUCCAAAUUAUUGUAGCCAUAAAUUCUGAGGCUUAUGAGGUCUAUGUGAACAAUGUAAAGCAUUGUGUGUUCAAGCACCGCAUUCCUCUAGAGAAAGUUUCAACACUUAUCAUUCGUGGAGACGUUUCCCAACUCAUAUGUGGUUUUAUAUAUAUCCAGAAUGCUAGUUCAUUCUUUACGGAACUUCAGAAAAUAGCAACCCCAGAGAGUGUAACCACAGGUCCAGUUAUUCCACCUCCAGUUGGCAGCCAAGAAAUUGGCUAUUUGGGUGAAAUACCAGGAGGGAUUAAAGAAGACAUGGCUGUAUUGUUCAAAGGGUCUAUCCCUCCAGAUGGCAAAGGAUUUGAAAUAAAUUUCAAAACGGGGCCGGCUGAUGGUGAUGACAUCGCUUUCCACUACAAGCCUGUAAUUGGUAAAUAUACGGCCCUGAACAGCUUCAGAAACAGAAGCUGGGAGACGGAGGAAACUGCACCUGAUCCACCCUUCAGCGUUGGAGAAGAAUUCCAGAUUAUUGUAGUCAUCAAUACUGAGGAUUAUGAGGUCUAUGUGAACAGUGUAAAGCAUUGUGUGUUCAAGCACCGCAUUCCUCCAGAGAAAGUUUCAACACUUUUUGUUCUCGGAGAUGUUUCCCAAUUCACAUGUACUUUUAUACAAGGCUGGAGUACUUCUUCAUACUUUAUAGGACUUCAGAAACCCACAACAUGCAUUUUUCCUCCAAUCAUUCAACCAGCACUUCAGUAUUUGGGUGAAAUACCAGGAGGGAUUAAAGAAGACAUGGCUGUACUGUUCAAAGGGUCUAUCCCUCCAGACGGCAAAGGAUUUGAAAUAAAUUUCAAAACGGGGCCGGCUGAUGGUGAUGACAUCGCUUUCCACUACAAGCCUGUCAUUGGUAAAUAUACGGCCCUGAACAGCUUCAGAAAUGGAAGCUGGGAGACGGAGGAAACUGCACCUGAUCCACCCUUCAGCGUUGGAGAAGAAUUCCAGAUUAUUGUAGUCAUCAAUACUGAGGAUUAUGAGGUCUAUGUGAACAGUGUAAAGCAUUGUGUGUUCAAGCACCGCAUUCCUCCAGAGAAAGUUUCAACACUUGCUCUUCAUGGAGAUGUUUCCCAAUUCAUAUGUACUUUUAUACAAGGCUGGAGUACUUCUUCAUACUUUAUAGAACUUCAGAAACCCACAAUAUGCAUUUUACCUCCACUCAUUCAACCAGCACUUCAGUAUUUGGGUGAAAUACCAGGAGGGAUUAAAGAAGACAUGGCUGUACUGUUCAAAGGGUCUAUCCCUCCAGACGGCAAAGGAUUUGAAAUAAAUUUCAAAACGGGGCCGGCUGAUGGUGAUGACAUCGCUUUCCACUACAAGCCUGUAAUUGGUAAAUAUACGGCCCUGAACAGCUUCAGAAAUGGAAACUGGGAGACGGAGGAAACUGCACCUGAUCCACCCUUCAGCGUUGGAGAAGAAUUCCAGAUUAUUGUAGUCAUCAAUACUGAGGAUUAUGAGGUCUAUGUGAACAGUGUAAAGCAUUGUGUGUUCAAGCACCGCAUUCCUCCAGAGAAAGUUUCAACACUUGCUCUUCACGGAGAUGUUUCCCAAUUCAUAUGUACUUUUAUACAAGGCUGGAGUACUUCUUCAUACUUUAUAGAACUUCAGAAACCCACAGGGUGUAUAUUUUUACCACCAGUCAUUCAACCAUACUCUCUCCAGGCACUUCAGUAUUUGGGUGAAAUACCAGGAGGGAUUAAAGAAGACAUGGCUGUACUGUUCAAAGGGUCUAUCCCUCCAGAUGGCAAAGGAUUUGAAAUAAAUUUCAAAACGGGGCCGGCUGAUGGUGAUGACAUCGCUUUCCACUACAAGCCUGUAAUUGGUAAAUAUACGGCCCUGAACAGCUUCAGAAAUGGAAACUGGGAGACGGAGGAAACUGCACCUGAUCCACCCUUCAGUGGGGGAGAAGAAUUCCAGAUUAUUGUAGUCAUCAAUACUGAGGAUUAUGAGGUCUAUGUGAACAGUGUAAAGCAUUGUGUGUUCAAGCACCGCAUUCCUCCAGAGAAAGUUUCAACACUUUUUGUUCUCGGAGAUGUUUCCCAAUUCACAUGUACUUUUAUACAAGGCUGGAGUACUUCUUCAUUCUUUAUAGAACUUCAGAAUCUCACAAUACCAGGGGCUAUAUGCACUUUACCUCCAAUCAUUCAACCAGCACUUCAGUAUUUGGGUGAAAUAUCAGGAGGGAUUAAAGAAGACAUGACUGCAUUGUUCAAAGGGUGUAUCCCUCCAGAAGCAAAGGAUACGCUUUGAAGCCCCAUUGAAUGGGAAUAUAGAAAUCAUCACGUAUAUGUAUUUCUUUCUUUCUUUUCAAUUCAUAAUCUACAAGUUUGCUGCAUGGCCUGCUUGGAUACUUCUCUUAUUAGCCAAUGGAGAUGAAAACAUAACAUUUGUCUAUGCCAAAAUGCAGAAUGAAGUGAUAAGACCUCCAGAAGCUACAAAUGAACUUCUGGCCUGAUUUUUGUUGAAGGGUAGCUUGCCAGGCCAACAGUCUACAUUGGAAAGGCUUUGAUGUGUUUAAGCUUGCAUUAUGAUCCUCCAUUAGAGAGAAUCAAAGGGGGAAUUUAGGAAAGAUACGGUAUCUUUACCUGUACUUGUCGUAUAUGCUAAGGGGCACACUUUGGAUAACUGAUACUUAGUCCUGUUUUAGAUUAAAGAGUCCCUUUUUGGGUAGUAUGGUGAAAAAAGCUUCCAUAUUUGCAAGGCCUUUUUCCUUCUGGCUCACUGCUUAAUCUGUGCUGAAAUUUUAAUUUGUUAAACUGAUUUACUGCUAAAUUUCUCUGUUAAUUCUCAAUAAAAAGAAUGGGAAUCUGAAGCUUCA